CACAAUUUCCAUCAAUGUUUUUUGCCCUUGAAGGAGAAGCAAAACUAUAAAAAGAAACAUGUCUUUGAAAUUCCUUCUUUUUUUGUGGAUUUCUUGUGCAAUUUUAGAAAUUGGCAACGCAAUACGAUGGCGUGGCAGAUCUAGAAGAGGAGGAUACAAACAAAGCCAAGACGACGACUACGACUACUCCAACAAACGCAACGGCAGCAAUGCCGACGUGGAGGCCAUCAAAGAGGCGUUAGUGAUAUCUUCUAUAGUGAUCGGGGUCGUUGCUGUACUUACCUUCAUAGGAGGAUGUGCUCUUUAUUGGGGAUACUGCAAUGAUGAACAGAGAAAAAAGUUUUUUGAAGUCCUUGCUUGUUGUCAAAAAGUCUGUUCUUGUUGUUUGAAAAUCUUGAAGAUGGGCAGUGAUGACUGAGACUAGGAAGGACAUUGAGCAAGCCCUUGUGUUACACGGAAGAGUUUUUGAUGUAUGUUUUAUCUCAAUGUCUAUCAACAAAAGUUUCGUAUUUUCAUUUAAUGAAUUUAUUUAUUAUAGUAGUAUCAUACAUACGAAAAUGUUAUAUCAUAAAAAUCAUAAUUAGCUUCAUAUCAUCAAAGUUGCUGGAUGUUAUCACAAUCAAUAAUAAAAAAAAAAAAACCCUCUGAAACGAGGAAAAA
Molecule: messenger RNA, 660 nt
Organism: Ostrea edulis (European flat oyster)
Lineage: Eukaryota; Metazoa; Mollusca; Bivalvia; Ostreida; Ostreidae
Exons: 3
Coding region: 59-418 (119 amino acids)
Source: RefSeq, a predicted model, not a curated record